Entrophospora sp. SA101 is the source of this 2220-nucleotide messenger RNA. Lineage: Eukaryota; Fungi; Glomeromycota; Glomeromycetes; Entrophosporales; Entrophosporaceae. The record is from the annotation of a GenBank genome assembly.
AUGCCAACUCACGCAAAUCAUUAUAUCACCAAAGAUUUUGAUAAAUUUCAUGUCGAAAGUUUAGUUCUACGCGUUCAAGAAUCCCACCGGGAUCAAGUAUUAUUCCGAGCAUCCGAAGAUUGGGAGAAACAACUUUCCAGUGAUAUCACCAAUGAUUUAGUCACAAGUUUAAAAGUUCAUCAUGAACAAUUAGUCGAUACCGGUGAUAAAAUAGCCCAAUUGAUUUCCAGAGUUGCAACUGGUACCUGGUCACCUGGUAUUCUUCCGCAAAAUGUCAUAAAGGAUUUGAGUAUCAAUUUCCCAAUUUACAUCUCCGAUUUCUAUGAUCAGUUGGCUGGCUGGUCAAGAGAAAAUGCUUUCGAUCAAGGCGAAGAGAUAAAAAGAAUCGGAAGUGAUGUCAGCUCUUUGGCUCAAUCAAGACGACCUUACGACCCUGCUUUAAGUGGUUUCGAACCCGAACUAACUGGAAAAUUUGCAAAUACUUCUUGGGUUCUGAAUCAAAAUAAACUCAAUUUCGGAAUCAACACGUCAGCCAACAGCCCUCAAUUCAUUGUAGCCGGAAAUGUCUCUGCAGCACCAAUUAGUUCAGUCUAUCGUUAUUUCGGAUUCAUCGAUCAAAAUAAACGUGCUCUAACAAUGAAAGCCGAUGGCUCAGUCGUCAAAGAUCUUUACGAUCUUAAAAACCAUGGUAAAUAUUAUUCAUUGUACAAUAAAAAAUAUAAAGUUCGCCUUGGAGUUUAUGAUGGAAAUGAAAUUCGUUCUGGUAAAAUUGCACAAAAUAGUUGGGAUCGUUCAGCUGUAUUGCUUGUCGAGGAUCCAUUGACUUAUAAUUAUUCUAUUGUUACUUUACCAUUAGUCGCAUGGAAGAAUUCAUCAGGUCAAUUUUUAACACUCACCAACGAUCAACAUGGUGAUUUAUCAUUUACAAAUGGAGAAACAACUCAUGAAGGAGUUGCCCCUAAAUCCGAACAAUUGUUUAUGUUUGUUCCUCAUCCUGGUAAUAUAUGUUUUUGUAAAUCUGUUAUCAUUGGUAAUAAUGGAAAAUACCUUCAAAUUGAUCCGAGUGCACAAUAUUUAGCAUCAAGAUUACCUCAAACAGCCUUGGUCUCAGCAGCUCCACCAGCUGGUAAAGGUUCAAGAAUAAAUAUAUGGAAAGCCGAUCCUUUCGUUAAAUCAAUCGGUAUCAGAUCGCUUUACUUUCCUGGAUCUGAUAUCACCACCGGCCCAACCGACUCACUGCUCAUCACCAGUUCAACUUCUGGACCAAUUGCUCCUGAUGUAAAUGGUGAUUUCCUACUGAAUUUUAUUGAAGACAACUCUCAAACUCCACCACCAUCAGCCGAACAAGUCAAAUUUGAUGUUAUGCACACUUUUGCUGUUGUCAAAUACACUUUUGGUUUAUUAACAGGUGAUCUCGAGUAUCUUGAUGGCAAACCACCAAUUCUUCCUAGACCAUGGGGAAACAAAAAAUUAGUAAUACACCCACAUGCUGGAAUCGAUGCUAACGCAUAUUAUAGUAGAGAGGAGGGAGUGUUGAAAUUCUUCUAUGAACGAAGACCAGGACAAACUCCAAUAUAUCUUUGUCGAUCACUUGAUGUUGUGGCUCAUGAGACAGGUCACGCCUUCCUUGAUAUAAUACAACCGGGUUGGUUGGCUGAUGGUCAGACCGGAGCUCUUCACGAAGCGUUCGGUGAUUUGUGUUCAAUGUUUGUCAUUAUUUCAAUGCCAGAUUUGGUAGAUAAUUUGAUCACUCUUACAAAAUCAAAUCUCAGAGACACUAAUAAUUUCUUAUCAGCUGUUGGUGAAGAAUUUGGCGAGUAUUUGUACAAGAAUAAGGGCAAAGGUUUAAGAAACUUAAUAAAUGAUAUAAGAGGUUCGACAGCUGAAAGUGAAGUACAUGCAAUGUCUUUGGUAUUCAGUGGAUUUAUGUAUGAUGUACUUGUUGAUGUGUUCAACUUGGAAAGAAACCCAGCAAUUAGAAGCGAUGCUCAGACUUUACUUCAAGUAGGAGAAACAUUAAGAAGAGCAUUGUUGAUAGCGCUCAGAGUAUCAUCUAGUCAAGCAACCGAUCAAAAAUUCCAGGAAGUUGCUGUCAAUUUACAAACUGCACUUGGUACACUCGGUAGAAGAAUAAAUGCUGAUUUGAGUGGUUGGGCAGCUUCAGUUAAAAGAAAUGCUGCUGCACGUGAAUUGACCCUUGCUGGUACUGCUGUUAAUUAA